Durio zibethinus is the source of this 2698-nucleotide messenger RNA. Its product is annotated as G-type lectin S-receptor-like serine/threonine-protein kinase LECRK3. The record is from RefSeq and is a predicted model, not a curated record. Gene Ontology annotation, biological process: protein phosphorylation; recognition of pollen. Gene Ontology annotation, molecular function: protein serine/threonine kinase activity; ATP binding. Lineage: Eukaryota; Viridiplantae; Streptophyta; Magnoliopsida; Malvales; Malvaceae.
UCGUGCAUGCGUAAGGCUUUUGACGAAGACAAUAAUAUUCAGGCCUUACCGUUUUGAAUGGGAAAAUAAUGGAAAGACAUUUCAGACCCAUCUCUUCACGGGCCAUCGGAAACUUUUCGAGUAUAAAUCUAGCAAUUUUACAACUCUAAGUUCAUAAAACCAGAGAAAGGAAUUGAAUCUGUACUCUUUGGCCAUGGCUGCCAUUUUAUUACUUUUUCUUCUGUCUACCUCCUUCAUUUCAACCGCAAUAGCUCAACCAAGGCAUUCCAAUAUAAGUCUAGGCUCGUCUCUAACACCCAGAGGCCAAUCUGCAUGGCUAUCCCCUUCUGGCCUAUAUGCCUUUGGAUUUUAUCAGCAAGGUAAGGGGUAUGCUGUUGGAAUUUUUAUUGCUGGAGUUCGCCAGAAGACUGUUGUUUGGACGGCCAACCGAGAUGAUCCUCCUGUUCCAAGCAGCGCUAAUUUGAUUCUUACAACUGAUGGAAGGCUCAUUCUGCGAUCAACACGAGAUAUAUCCAUUACUGAUUCUACUGAAAAAGUCGCCACAGCUUCGAUGCUUGAUUCUGGCAAUUUUGUUCUAUACAAUUCAGACCAAGAAAAAAUCUGGGAGAGCUUUAUACACCCUACCACUACCAUUCUUCCAGGACAAAAACUCUUAGCCGGGACAGCGCUAUACUCUAGCGUCUCAGACACUGAUCAGUCGACAGGAUUGUUUCAACUUAUCAUGCAGACCGAUGGGAACCUUCUGCAAUACCCGGUGGCUACUUAUACAGCCGCACCAUGGUAUGCGUAUUGGGCAUCUGGUACAUUUGGUGCAGGAGAUAAUGUGAGCUUGAAUCUCGACAAUGAUGGCCAUACGUACUUACUCAAUUCCUCAGGAGUCAACAUAAAGGAUGUAUUUAUAGGAGGAUAUGAUACCAAUGAAACAAUCUAUCUGAUGAAAAUUGAUCCGGAUGGCAUCUUCCGAAUCUAUUCUUAUAAAUUAAAUCAGGAUGGCAACGGAUCAGUGAUAUAUGUAUCUUCUUCAGACAGGUGUGCGCCUAAGGGUCUAUGCGGCCUUAAUGCCUAUUGCGUUAUCACUGAUCAAGGAGCUGAGUGCAAAUGCAUACCGGGAUUCACUCCGGUAAAAAAGGGCAAUUCUAGUGCUGGCUGCGAAAGGGAUUUCGCCAUGCAAAGCUGCAAUAGGAAUGAUCAGAGAAACCAGUACACCAUUCAGGCGGUUGAUAAUACGGAAUGGGAAGACAAUGGAUAUUCUGAUUUGUCUUUAUUAACCGAAGAAGAUUGUAAAUCUGCAUGUCUGGAAGAUUGUGUGUGUGAAGCUGCCAUGUUUAAAGAAAGAAACUGCAGGAAGCAAAGGCUGCCUCUGAGAUUUGGGAGAUGGAAAGUUUCUGAAGAAAACGUUGCUUUGAUUAAAAUAGGUCUAUCUGCGUCCACUGAAUCAACAAAACAUGAUCAAGGCAAACAAAAACCUGGUAUGGUAAUUUUAAUAAUUGGUCUUUCAUUGAUUGGCUUAGCGGUUUUGUUGGUAUUUUUUGGGGCUUUGAUUUUUAGAAAUCAUGUCUUCACAUACAAAAUGGUUUCUACGAUUACCAACAUAAACUUGUGUGAGAAUGUUGCUCCGAUAUCAUUUAGUUUUGCACAAAUUGAGCAGAUGACUAAUAGUUUCAAGGAUGAAAUUGGAAAAGGAGCAUUCGGGACAGUUUACAAAGGAACAAUUUCGGAUAGCCUGAUGGCUGUUGCGGUGAAGAAAUUGGACAACGUAUCAUCUCAAGGGGAGCGAGAGUUUCAAACAGAGAUGAAAAUUAUUGGUAGAACUCAUCAUCGAAAUUUAGUUCGACUAAUCGGCUAUUGCCACGAAGGGGCUAAUAGGUUGUUGGUAUACGAGUACAUGGUCAAUGGAUCACUUGCAGAUGUACUCUUCACACCUGAAAAAAGACCUAGUUGGAAUGAAAGGGUGCAAAUUGCUCGCAACAUAGCAAGAGGUCUCCUCUAUCUUCACGAAGAGUGUGAGACUCAAAUAAUCCAUUGCGACAUCAAAUCUCAAAAUAUACUAAUGGAUGAACAGGGUCAAGCAAAAAUAUGUGAUUUUGGAUUGGCCAAGCUUCUAAAGCCAGACCAAACCAAAACCUUCACUGGGAUCAGAGGAACAAGGGGGUAUGUUGCACCGGAGUGGCACAGGAAACUGCCGGUGACAGUCAAAGCAGAUGUUUACAGCUUUGGAAUUGUACUGUUGGAGAUCAUAUGUUGUCGACGGAGUGUAAAUUGGAGUCUUCUUGAGGAUGAAGCUGUCCUCGAAGAAUGGGUCUACCAUUGUUUCCAAGCUGGUGAACUACGGAAACUAGUAGAGGAUGAUGAAGAGGUUGACAAGAAACAAUUGGAAAGGAUGGUGAGAGUGGGACUAUGGUGUAUCCUGGAUGAGCCUACACUCCGCCCUUCCAUGAAAAAGGUUCUGUUGAUGUUGGAAGGGACAGUUGAGAUCCCAGUACCUCCAAGCCCAACUUCAUUUUUCUGUGCUGUUUGAUUGGUCGAUGCUGUUUAAGAUUUGGAGAAGGGAACUUUGCAAUUGCUUCCCUUCCGAUGCGUAAUUUUGCUGCUGUUGUUGUUGUUUUUUUUUUUUUUUUUUAAACGAAGUAAUUAUUAGGUCAAGCAAUAAAAAGUGAAAAAAAAGUGUGUGAAUCUAUUGAGAGUUUGUGAGAUGAUU